This is a messenger RNA of Ostertagia ostertagi, 300 nucleotides long. Lineage: Eukaryota; Metazoa; Nematoda; Chromadorea; Rhabditida; Trichostrongylidae. The record is from the annotation of a GenBank genome assembly.
AUGAAAGACCUUAAUAAGAGACUCAUUGCGAGAUUAACCGUUGUACCGAUGAAGAAAACAGGAGUGAAAACGCGAGCGAGCAUGGCUUGCGAGAGAGCACAGAAUGCGAAUAAGCAAAACGGAAAGGUCUACUUGACCGAGGGAGAGAAAGACCUAACCAAUGUAAAGACGAUGGCGACCUUGCGCUACGCUGCACGGUUUGUAAAUCGUAAUCCGCGAAACCUGGAGAUGAUGGGUUUUCAGAAACCUCCAACAGGCUACGAAUUUGAAAAAGAUCGAGACCGACGAAGCUUUAUUUAC